CGGAUGUGCAUGUUAUGGACCGUAACCGUUUGUUAUCGAUUUACCUCGGGUUAGCCGAGUUGGCUAACAACUUUUGCUGUAGCAGUUAUAAGCUGUCAAGGCCUAUCAUCGCGGUCUCCACUCACUGGUGACAUAUUUUUGGGGGGCUCCAUUGGGAUAGAUCCGCCUGGGACGGUGGGACACGGAUUUAUUUUUGGUCGUCUUCGCACAAGAGGGAAACAGUAAUGGACACCUAAGAUUCAUAUUUAAUCUGAAGACGAAUGGUUUUGCCAAAUGGAUCCAGGUGUUGCAGACAUCCCGGUGAUUCUUGUCAUCAAGGCACCGAACCAGAAGUACACCGACCAGAGAAUUAAUUGUUUCGAGAACUGGACAGUGGAGAAGCUGAAAGCCCACCUCACUGAUGUUUAUCCCAGUAAACCUAGCUCAAAAGACCAAAGGCUGGUGUAUUCUGGGAAGCUCCUUUUGGAUCACCUUACCUUGAAAGAUGUCCUGAGAACGCAGGACGAGUACCACAUGCUCCAUCUGGUGUGUGCGUCCCGCACCCCCCCGCCCUCCCCGAAGGCCCACGGCAGCAGUAAUAAGGCCCCGCCGGGCCCCCCCGCCGGCCCCACGAGUUUUGCUAACCCGUCCACGUCUCAGAGCGGCCAAUCGCAGAGCAGCGAUGGGGUCCAGCAUCGAACGCAUGGCCCUUACUACCCCAUGCAUCCAGCCUUCAUGCAUGGUUUACCAUGGAACCAGUAUUCGCCACAGCCAGUUCCUCCAACCAACCCAACAGAAAGUCCCACGUACAACACCAUGACCCUUAUGUGGUGGCAGCAGCAAUACUUCCGUCAGUACUACAUGCACUAUCAGGCGUGGAGCGCUUCAGCGCAGCAGCACUGGCGGAACCAGCCUGCCGGCGCCGCGUGGCCAAUGGACGCCUCCCAGCCCCCUCGGGAGUAUCGCCACGGCAACAACGUCAACAACAACAACGUGGAGGGGGCCCAGGCGGCCGCGCGUCCGGCUGACGCCCCCAACAACAACAAUGAGGAGGAGGAGAACCGCGACUGGCUGGACUGGGUGUACACCAUGUCGCGCACCGCCAUCCUGAUCAGCAUCGUGUACUUCUACUCCUCCUUCAGCCGCUUCGUCCUGGUGAUGGGCGCCAUCCUGGUCCUCAACCUGCACCAGGCCGGCUGGUUCCCAUUCAACCUGGAGAACGAUGCCCAGGCAGGGGAGGACGGGGCCCUGCCGGAGGACAACGCAGACCCCCAGGAGGGAGCGAUGGAUGACACGCUGGACGACGACGACGACGACCCUGAUGAAGAUAAUGGGGCUGGUGCUGAUGAUAAUGGUGUCGGCGCUGAUGAUAAUACUGGGGUUGGCGGUGAUGAGGAUAAUGAUGGUGGAGCUGGUGCAGAAGGAGAAGGAGCGGAGGACACGGAUGUUGCCCCCCAGGCCAACUUCCUAUCCACCACCUGGUCGUUCAUCGUAACAUUCUUCAUGUCGCUCAUCCCCGAGGGCCCGCAGAAUGCUGUGAACUGAGGCCCAGGCGGGCCCCUCACCACGGGCGUCUCAACACAGCCAAAUGGGACAGGCGAACCUCAUCCAGUAUUUUCCACUGAACUGUGGCCAAGUCCCUUAUUCAAACCACCCUGAAACUCAAGACGAAGUUCAACGCAUAUGAUUCACAUGACUGCUACAGUAAAGCUACAACACCUAUUCAAGUGUCGGAAAAAAUAUUCUCUUUUAUUUUAUUUUUUUUACUUCUAGGAGUGUGAGUUGCCUGUUGGUGUGGUAAAGUGAUUGUGUAGUUAUAUUAAUUUCAUGUAAUAACAGGAACGUCGGCUUUGUGAUAUUGUCUCUUGGCCAUUGAAUUUUUCUGUCACACAAAAUGUAGAUAUUGUCUUUGUAUGGUAUACGAUAUUUGUAGUUUUAUUAUAAUUAUCAGCAUUGUCCACAUCGUAAACAGACUCUAGACAGUCUGUCCAAAAGAGGCACAGUCCCAAGUUAUACUAUUCGACUAUGCAAUUACAGAAUUGUGUUAUAAAAUGCUACCAUCCCUGAUUUCAGGGAUGGAUUAAGAUGUGCUUUAGUUUUGAUGAAUAGUUUUCCCCUGUACUUAUCUUUUAUGAAAUGUAGGCCUUUGUAUUUUAUUCUUAAUAGAAUGCAGUGGCAUUUAAUAUAUUAUAAUUGUAAGUAGAAAGUAAUGACUCCAAUAUAAUGCUACUCGGCAUAGCUUGUUGACUACACGUUCAACCAAAUGUUCUGAAAGAUAAGGUAUUUUUGAAAAUGAAUAUCCUCGACACAAUGGCGGUGUAAUCUUCUGUAACAACAUUUGAGGCCUAAUUAAUUGAAUUAAGAUGAUUACCCAUUUGAGGUUAAGCAUCACCCAAAUGUUCACUGGGUUGAUAAUCACUGCAUCUGUCACCCCUUUCACUCAUCUCAAUAAAUUAAUCGAGGCCCUCACGUUACAACGGCUUUAUUUGAUUGCGUUGACAGGAUUGCAGAGUGCCCUUCAGACAUCAACGUCGUGACACGCCAUCUACACACAAGGUCAUGUCUAACUCUCCCUGACAAUCAUGCACAGUGUAGCAAAUCAGACCCUUGACUGACGGGCAGUGGGCUUAUGUGAGCACCUUUUGCCUGUAAAGUUUAUUUUGAAGUUCUGUCGCUCAUAUUUUAGAACGUCGUUGUCGGCAGAGCUCCUGUUAAAGUCUGAACCGGAAGUCACCUGACUUGAUCAUCGUGAUGGCACCUAACAUUGCCCGCCGCGAAAAUGGUAGUAAUGUUUGUCAUUGUUUUCUAUUAAAUCAUGAAAUUUUUUCAUUGGGGAGACGUUUAAAUCUGCCACAGCGUUUCUAAUCCGAGACAUUAGGAUUUUCCAUAACUAGAAAUCCCUCGACAUCACAAAAUGUCACAGACCAAAGUAAUAUUGAAUUAAACAAUUUUAUCAGGUCCAACUGUUUACUAUAGUCUUUGGCAAAGAAAACUUGUGCGCAGUCUUCUAUUCAACCAGGUUCACAAUCAUUAAACAGAAUCCACAUAUUUAAAGAGUUUUGUUUUUAUUGCCUUCUAUUACAAAAAAAUAAUGUUUGUUUAGUCAUAAUUACAGUAGAAGUACACGUUGAUCUGGUGUGUCAAUGGUAUUUCCAUACAGUAAUUGUUUUAACCAGAAUGUGUUGAAUGUCAAGUGCCUAAGAGAUUCUAAGCCACUUCAUUCAGUUCAUUUGAGGAGUAGGUUUUGAAAGUUGGUUGAAAUGUAGAUUCUGUAGAGACCUUGUGUGUGUCACAGUCAAUUGUAAUAACCAACAUUAGAGAGAGAAAAUAUAUUUCUGUAUAUAUCUAGUCUUUUUCCAUCAAGGUAAUCACUGCCAGGUGAUUGUUUAACAAUGGUUGAAUCUACCAACUGUGUUUGUGUGUCGGGUAGUUGUUGAAUAUCGUUCACAUGGAAACACUUAAAUUCUAGUGAACGCCGUCAGCGACUGCUUUCCGUUUUAGCAAGAUCAUUAUUAAUUUUAGAAAAGGGCACAAUUGUUUUUUUGACAUUCACAAAAGUUCAAACACCAGUACCUAUACAAUUGAUUUCGAAAGCAUUUAGUUUGUGAACAAAACCACAACGGCUAUGACACAAUAGUACACUGUAUUCUCUUUUUUCAGAUAUAUUAUUAAAACAGGAGACGAGACCAGCAGCAAAUCAGGGCCGCUGUGUGCCCCCGGCUCAGACUUAGUUUACAUCAAACACCUGGCGUGAGCGUUGACAUAUAAGCCACAGUACAGUUCAAUGAAGGAAAAUGGCCCUGGCUGUUCUUUGGCAGUAUGUGGGCCACCGUGUACCAAUGAGUUUUUUUAACACUUGAAAUGUCGAGACUUGCACAUGAAAAGCUUUCACAAAAGGCACAUAAGCGUUUUGCCCAUACAGGUAAGAAGAGUACAGACACUAAUAGACACAAGAUCAAUACCCACUGCUGGCUGUUGGAUAAUGAUCCAUACAUUUUAUGGGAUUGAAAACUUAUUGCUAAAACAGGACUGCGCUGAGCCAAACGAGAACUACUUUCUCUCAUACAGCAAAGGUUUUAUCUUUCAAGAUUACUGUGGAAAGUAUUUUUUGUGCAUUCAAUUACAGUUGUAAUACUGGUUUUACCAAGGUAUCUUUACAACAUGUAUUACACAAAGAGUAUCGACAUGGAAAACACAGUUCAGGUGACCUACUUCUCAAUAUACUCUCCUGCGCCUCAACAUUGUAGGAACUAUAUCCAUGAAAAUGAUUGCGUUUCCAGUCCUGCAAAAAGUAUACUGACAAAAUAAGAGACAUUGGAGCAACAGCUCAGCGUACAUUUUCGACAGAUACACUUGUACACAACAAACUAUCGGUUGACAAAACUAAAACCUACUGGCAUAUGCAUCUAAAGUGCUUGCUGUACAGUACAAUUAAGAGAUAUGGCCUCUGAAAUGUUUUUCAUAUGUUACAAGUUAUGCAUCGUUGGACCAACUAGCGAGCAGCAAUACCAACACUGAGGUCAGAA
Gadus chalcogrammus (walleye pollock) is the source of this 4505-nucleotide messenger RNA. RefSeq names its product homocysteine-responsive endoplasmic reticulum-resident ubiquitin-like domain member 2 protein. Gene Ontology annotation, biological process: endoplasmic reticulum unfolded protein response. The transcript has 9 exons. Gene Ontology annotation, molecular function: protein binding. Bases 274 to 1524 code for a protein of 416 amino acids. Lineage: Eukaryota; Metazoa; Chordata; Actinopteri; Gadiformes; Gadidae. The record is from RefSeq and is a predicted model, not a curated record.